AUGGGCCCCUGUACCGCCUCCUCAUGCUGCUGCCAGGCCCGUAAUCUGCCAUGGGCCCCCGUACCGCCUCCUCAUGCUGCUGCCAGGCCCGUAAUCUGCCAUGGGCCCCUGUACCGCCUCCUCAUGCUGCUGCCAGGUCCAGAGUGUGUCAUGGGUCCCUGUACGGCCUCCCAUUGCUGCUGUCUCCAUCGCCACACUCUGCCAUGUGCCACUUUCAGGUCUCCUCACACUGCUGGUGGGUUCCAUUUUUGUCAUAGGGUGCUGUAUGGCCUCCCAUUGCUGCUGCCUCCACCGCCACACUGUGGCUCCACACUCUGGUUUUGGCCCCGUGACUGCCCAAAUGAGUGAAGUGUGCGGUGAUUCUAAGAUCGACGGCACUCAUCUGCAUGUCAUACUGACUGACAGUAUUAUUUCUCUUCCCCAGCAGACUCCAAGGGCAUUUAAAUUAAAGGUACAGUGUUCUGCACUAAUAUAA
Messenger RNA from Staurois parvus, 475 nucleotides. Lineage: Eukaryota; Metazoa; Chordata; Amphibia; Anura; Ranidae. The record is from the annotation of a GenBank genome assembly.